AUGGCGACCAGAUCGAUCGGAUCGCUGUUCUCAGCAGUUCCGCUGGCGCCAUCAGAUGCCGCGUUCGCCCUGACGACAGCUUACAAUGCCGACACAUCUCCCAACAAAGUCAGUCUAGGCUCUGGAGUGUACAGAGAUGACAAUGGUGAGCCGUGGGUCUUGCCUGUCGUCAAGAAGGCCAAGUCGAGACUUGACGCCGAUCCAACGGUGAACCACGAGUACCUUCCCAUUGUCGGUCACGCCGAGUUCAUCACAGCCGCCCAAUCGCUCGUUUUUGGUACAGAUGACGAAAGCAUGUGCUCCCGCAUUGCGUCGGUUCAGUGCAUUUCGGGGACGGGCGCAAAUCACCUCGGGGCCAGAUUCUUCGCCGACACGACCCAACCGAAGCAAGUCUGGAUCUCGGACCCGACAUGGGACAAUCAUCACUUGAUCUGGACUCUGGUAGAUGACAAGAUUCAACAGAGAGUCUACCCCUACUACGAAAAUACCUCGAGGUCUUUGGACUUUGACGGUAUGGUGGACGCGAUACAGAGGGAAGCCAUGGCCGGAGAUGUCAUUAUUCUUCACGCUUGCGCCCACAACCCUACCGGCAUCGAUCCCUCCCGAGAAAAAUGGAAGGCAAUUGCGGCCCUCUGUGAGACCAAGAAGUUGUUACCCUUCUUCGACUGUGCUUAUCAAGGGUUCGCUACCGGUUCUCUUGACGAGGAUGCUUGGCCGAUCAGGCACUUUCUUUCCAGACAGACGCUGGAAUUCGGCGUCGCACAAUCAUUCGCCAAGAACUUGGGUCUGUAUGGAGAGCGAGUGGGCGCAUUCCACCUGGUCACGUCGACGGCGGCUGAUUCGGUAACGAACGUCCGCUCUCAACUCGCACGGCUUACGCGGGGCGAGAUAUCAACACCUCCUGUCUAUGGGGCGCGCAUUGCGGCAACCGUGCUACGCGAUCAGGCUCUCUUCGACGAGUGGAAAAUCGACCUCCAAACAAUGAGUGGACGCAUUCGAGCCAUGCGAUCCGCGUUAUACGAGGCCCUGCGCGCAUUGGAAACUCCCGGCGAUUGGAGACACGUCGUGGAUCAGAUCGGCAUGUUCUCCUACACUGGAUUGACCCCGGCGCAAGUUGAGCUGCUCAGAAAAGAUUACAGUAUCUACAUGCUUGCUUCGGGCCGAAUAUCCAUCGCUGGCUGUGAGCUGUUCAUCAAAUCCUUGACCUUGUGCACGCACUGA
Fonsecaea pedrosoi CBS 271.37 is the source of this 1221-nucleotide messenger RNA. RefSeq lists its product as uncharacterized. Lineage: Eukaryota; Fungi; Ascomycota; Eurotiomycetes; Chaetothyriales; Herpotrichiellaceae. Gene Ontology annotation, molecular function: pyridoxal phosphate binding; L-aspartate:2-oxoglutarate transaminase activity. The coding region runs from base 1 to 1221 and encodes 406 amino acids. The record is from RefSeq and is a predicted model, not a curated record. Gene Ontology annotation, cellular component: cytosol. Gene Ontology annotation, biological process: L-aspartate biosynthetic process. The transcript has 3 exons.